Messenger RNA from Trichosurus vulpecula (common brushtail), 993 nucleotides. RefSeq names its product zinc finger protein 883-like. The transcript has a single exon. The record is from RefSeq and is a predicted model, not a curated record. Lineage: Eukaryota; Metazoa; Chordata; Mammalia; Diprotodontia; Phalangeridae. Bases 331 to 993 code for a protein of 220 amino acids.
AGAAAACUUUGAGAAACAAACUCUGAGGAAGUCUCAUCCCCAGGAGAGAUGUUUUGGGCAGGUGAUUCUCACUCACAAAAUCCAAACUGGAGAACAAGCCCAGAAGUGUAAUAAAUGGGAAAGAAAUUCAUUCUGAUCUCAGAUCUUGUUAUAUGUCAGAAAGAUCUCAUAGGAAGGAAACUCCACAAAUGUGACAUAUGUGGCAAGAGCUGAAAAUAUAAUUCAUUCCUAGUUAGACACCACAUAAUUCAUGAUGGAAGAAAACAUUAUGGUCGUGAUCAAUGUGGGAAAAGCAUUGGUCAGACUUCACAACUUAAUCAGCACCUAAAAAUGCAUAUUCGAGAAGACCUGUAUGAAUGUAAUGAAUGUGGAAGAGCCUUCAGCCAGAGUUCAAACUUAAUUCAGCAUCACAGAAUUCAUACUGGAGAGAAACCUUACGAAUGUAACAAAUGUGGGAAAUCCUUCAGCCAAAAUUCAAAUCUUAUUCGACAUCAAAGAAGCUAUACUGGACAAAAGCCAUUAGCGUGUAAUGAAUGUGGGAAAGCCCUUAGCCAGAGUUCAGACCUUAUUCAGCAACAGAAAAUUCACACUGGAGAAAGACCAUAUGCAUGUAAUGAAUGUGGGAAAGCCUUUAGUUCAAUUUCAACCAUUACUAAGCACAUGAGAAUUCACACAGGAGAAAAAUCUUAUCAAUGCAAUGAAUGUGGAAAAGCUUUCAGUCAGAGCUCACAGCUUUCCCAGCAUAGGAGAGUUCAUACUGGAGAGGGUCCCUGUGAAUGUGAUGAAUGUGGGAAAGCCUUCAACCACAAAUCACACUUCGAUGAACAUCAAAGAAUUCAUAUUGAAGAGAAACCCUAUGAAUGUAAAGCGUGUGGGAAGUCUUUUAAUCAUAAAUCAUUCAUUAUUGAGCACCAGAUGAUUCAUACCAGAGAGAAACUUUAUGAAGAUAAUGGAUGUGGGAAAGCCUUUAGCCAUAGCUCAAACCUUAUUUGA